Messenger RNA from Carassius auratus (goldfish), 2516 nucleotides. It is a transcript of the gene stxbp6, whose product is annotated as syntaxin binding protein 6 (amisyn). The record is from RefSeq and is a predicted model, not a curated record. The coding region runs from base 190 to 822 and encodes 210 amino acids. Lineage: Eukaryota; Metazoa; Chordata; Actinopteri; Cypriniformes; Cyprinidae. The transcript has 6 exons. Gene Ontology annotation, molecular function: phosphatidylinositol-4,5-bisphosphate binding. Gene Ontology annotation, cellular component: plasma membrane; exocyst. Gene Ontology annotation, biological process: Golgi to plasma membrane transport; exocytosis.
GAUCCACGUCACUCACGUGUGCACGCAGUUCGCGCUCUCGAGGCAGUGCACACUACACAGUGAACACUAAUCACUGCAGAGCCAGUCUGUGUGUCAGGAGCAGCGCGGGUUCAGACUCCACUGAAGACAGAGAGACCGUGAAAGAGUUCAGAGGCCCCUGCUGUCACCCAGCCUGCACCAUCAGCUACAAUGAGUGCCAAAUCGGCCCUCAACAAGGCACUCUUUAUUCCGAAUGAUGAGAGGCUGCUGGCAGCCGUGCAGGUGAAGAGGAGGACCAAGAAAAAGAUCCCGUUUUUAGCUACCGGAGGCCCUGGUGACUACACCACAUUCGUUUGCUUAUCAGUGACCAAUAAGAAGCCAGCGCAGGUGUUCCUCACGAAGGUGAAGCAGUUUGAAGGCUCGUCGUCUUUCGUCAGGAGAUCACAGUGGAGCAUCAGUCAGCUGCGGCAGGUCAACGGCAUCGACUCUGUCCGAGAUUGCCCAGAGUUUGACUUGAUAUUUGAGAAUGGAUUUGACCAGUGGACUACGGGUUCAGCUGGAGAGAAGUGCAUGUUUGUCCAGAUCCUGCAUCACACGUGUCAGCGGUUCAUCCCCGAAAGAAAACCGGAGUUCAUCAACUGCUCCUCCAAACUGCUGGGAGGGAACAGUAUCCUGCACGAGGCAGCAGACAGCGUGAGCAGCGCGGUGCAGAAGGCCAGUCAGGCGCUGAACGAGCGCGGCGAGAGACUGGGGCGCGUCGAGGAGAAGACGGGCCAGAUGAAGAACAGCGCUCAGCAUUUUGCCGACACUGCACACAAGCUUGCCAUGAAGCACAAGUGUUAAGCCUUUGCCGCACUUUUGGAGAAUCUGGUACACAUUCCUCACCCCUGCUCACCCUCUGCUAUCAGAGAGCAUCAUGGGACGUGCAUGAAGUCUCAUAUGAAGGACAGUGUGUAUCAACACGGCUGAGGCCUUGAGAAGAUCAUGCCUCCCAUGUCACUGCAAGCUUAAACCAAGCCUUACUCCUGUGUCCUCACUCAGACUGACCUUAACUAGCUUUUUAAAAGAUUCAUAGAAAAGAUCUCAAAUAGUUUCAAGGUUCGAAUGCCUGUUGAUAUAUGAUAUCCCUUCUUUUCUGUUUGCUUGAUUGUUUUAACCUAUUGAGUGUGAUAUAAGUGCCAUCGUGAAAUAAUUUCAGUGAGAUUAUUAGAGAAAUAUCUAUUUUCUUUUGUAAAAAUUCAUCUAAAGCGUUUGAAAAGAAAUAGCUUUUUUUAGCAUUUUGCUGAUUUAUUUUUACUACUAAAAAUAAAGUUCUGAUGUUAAUUUUAAUGGUGCAGCAACUCACAUUUUAAAUAAUGUAGUUGAUCUUAAAUGUUGUGUUAAAUCUACAGAGAAGUGCCCCGAGGAAAGCAGAUCCACACCCUGAGAUGUGUUACGCUGUAGUUCAGGAAGGGUUGUGUCUGGAUGUGUGAGUUCACGUACAGCUGAUCCGGUCAGCAGUCAAACAAAAUAUCACGUGGCUAUGGUUAAACUAGACUACAAGUGUAGUGUUCGUUUCUAAACCAACUGAUUUGUGCGCUUCUUCAACUACCAAACGUUUGAUUUUCUUUCUUUAUUUUCCUGUACAGCUCAGACUACAGAUCUGAACUACUGCAGAAACAUGCACUCACAUACGCACAACAUAAACUCACAGUCUUCUGUGUUAGGGAAUAUUGCAGGUUUCUGAGGAGCAUAAAAAAUUAGCUCUUUUUAAUUUUUUUCUCAAACUUUACAAAAAAAUACACGCAGCUAUCAAAAUAACAUGUAACAUGUAACAUGUAACAUUAAUUUUUACACAUAAAUGAUGUAUUGAGGUGAUUUGAAGUAUUACAAUUUUAUCUGGUCAAGUAAUUGCCUAAUGCAUUUUAAACAGGUUUUGUCUUAAGAAAAAAAAAAAGCAUAUGGCUUAUACUUCUUUAUUGUAUUUUGCUAUGUUAUUUUCCCUUUUGCAGAUAGAUAAUGAAAAAGUGACCAAAGUCUGUAUAGUUCUCAGUUUUAUGUUGUGCAUUUAAUAAUCAAAUGAUUCAUAAUCAUUCCCAUUAAAUAUACAUAAUCAUAUCUGUGCAUAGAACCCUGCCUUAAAAUUGCAUUCAGAACACUGCCUUCCUUCAUAUAACUCAUGAUUUCUAGUGGCAUCAGCAGUCAUAUGGUUUGUUUUAUGGCUGUUGAGAGCAGCUCUGAUGUACUGAUGUCUGACUGCGUGGCUGGGGAAUACUGCCAGAGACUGGCGUCAUCGUCACAGAAAAACAGAUGAAUUAUCAAACUGUCAUGUGCAUCCCAGGCCUAGAUGUUCAUGUUUUUCAUGUUACGCUUUCAUGAUGAAAAACAAACCGUUUGCAGUGAUCUGGCCAUAUUUUUGAGAAUGUAGAAUAGCAUUAUCUCAGUCACUAAGCUGUAAGCCUUUUUUAUUAAAGGGAAUAUUAAGAUAUUGUUUAAGCUUUAAUGCAGUGUGCCUGUGCUACUGUGUGCUAAAUGGAAUAAAGAAUGGUAAUAAAUGA